Xenia sp. Carnegie-2017 is the source of this 3915-nucleotide messenger RNA. RefSeq lists its product as uncharacterized. Bases 178 to 3408 code for a protein of 1076 amino acids. The transcript is spliced from 5 exons. NCBI's taxonomy places the organism in Eukaryota, Metazoa, Cnidaria, Anthozoa, Malacalcyonacea, Xeniidae. The record is from RefSeq and is a predicted model, not a curated record.
CUAGUGCAACACAAUUUAUUGAGCGCCGUACCUAAUUACGUAUGUAUUAACACUAAACAGUUAAUAGCCGAUAUUUAAGAGGACGAAAAAUCAGCUUCGAUUCCAACUUUCUUGAAUGUUCCCGCGCGAGAUCAUUUGAAUUUUGAUCGAGAAGUGGAAUUGAAUUUUAAAUUUGCAAUGUACAUCGCCUUACUAUUAUUCACCCUGUUACCCAUUCUACAUACGAAACCUGUAACAGAUAAUUUUCCACAGACCAUACCAAACAAAGAACAUAAUACUAUCGAGAAAAGCAGAGUUAAACGUGCCGUAACAUAUCAGCAAAAAACAACCAUUCCAACACGUGCAAACGGAUGUGAGUACAAUGGUGUGUUCUAUCCACCAGGAGAAAUAAACAGGGAAACAGAUAACCAUGGUUGGUGUGGCGGUCUUUAUUGUUCCUGGGAUGGAAACAUCUUGGCAUGGGAUGAUUGGAAUUGUAGGCCUACGGAUACCACCGCAAAACUACUAGCCACCACUGUCCCACAAUAUACCUCUGCAGUCCCAUUAGAUACCAAUGCAGUCCCACUACAUAGCACCUUAGAGCCACUAGAUACCACCGCACACCCUUUACAUACCAUCCCAGAUCCUCUAGAUACCACCUCAGACCCACAAUAUGCCACCUCAGACCCACAAUAUACCACCACAAACCCACUAAUUACCUCUGCAGACCCUCAAGACACCAAGACUAGAACAACUACUAUGACCAAUACACGCACGAAAGAAUUUACAAUUGGUGUACUAACUUUACCACAAGCGAUAAAACUGGAAAACAAAAGCACACCCACAACAAAUAUAUCUAACAAGGCAGAAUCUGCAACUGAAAUUUCAACCACUUCAGUGAUGUUUAAUAUUCGUGAAAAGACUACAAGAAGAGGACACGUGACAAAAAAGUCAAAACAGCUUUCGAUUAUUUCUGAGCUGACAACAUCAGCUCUCACAAAAUCAGAAAAGUCAUCAAAAGGAAGGUCUUCGCCAGAUAUAUUUGGUGUGUUCACGACAGCUACUUCAAAUAACAAAGAAUUUGGCGAACACAAAAAAUACAAGACAACUCAUAGUCAAGCUAGUUUUAAAAAGCCUACUUUAACAUCAACAAAAAUCUACACUGGAAUGGCUCGUGUAGGGACAAAUGUUCAUUAUACAAACUUCAAAAAAUCUCUGUCCUCACUUCCAUUUGUCUCAGACUCUACAGCAAAGGCCAGUAGCACUGUAUCAUCAACAACGAGAGAAAAUAUAGGAUGGUGUUUUUUCAAAGGACGCUAUUUUGAGGAUGGUGACAUCAUUUCUCGGAUUCAUCAUGGAUGGAACUGGUGUUCAGGCUGGCGUUGCAACCAAGGCGAAGUGGAUUCCUGGGUUGAUUACAACUGCCCAAAUCCAACUACUCUGCCUCUGAGUACACCCACGACAACGAACGAAUUAGUGUGCUUAUAUAAAGGAGUACAUUACAAAGAGGGCGAGUUAAUCAACAGCGAGGGAAGUGGAGAUUGUACAAUGUUCUACUGUACCGCGGGCACCAUCGUUCCUCUCGAAGGAAGUGGCGAUUCUAGCGACAGCACAUCUAAAACGUUUGGAUCGAGUACCACGACUUCCAAAAGUAAUAUACGCUCCACUGAUGUGAAUAACCUUGAUACAUUAUCAACAAAACAUCUUAUUCAUCACACAAAUAUACAACCUGAAACAACAACCAAAGUACCAGCAAAAUCAGAUAAAAACUCAAAAGAAACGAUCCAGGUUUUGUCGAGAACAGAAACACCUCCAUCUUUUCUAACUGCUCCAUCAAGUACUAUGAUAAUGGCUGAAAACUUUACAGAAAGUUCGUCAGCGGUUGUUUUGAUCAAAUCUAAUGAGACUGUAACGAUAGCGCCACGAACUACAAAAGUUACUGUCACGCCAAACACGAACGAUGAGUUGUACAAAACAGAAAUUGAUAAAAUAUCAACAACAGAAGAAAAUUCAUUUAUAGUUAAGCCACCUAGGCUUUGUUUUCACAAAGGAAAUACCUAUGCGGAAGGUGAUAUGGUUUCAGAGAAUUUUGAAGAAGAUGACUGGUGUUCAGGAUGGAUUUGCAAAGACCAGAAGAUGGUACCUAUUGAUUGUAUAAGUACAUUUAAGGAUCGUAAGGAUAAAAAUAAAAUUGCUCAACCAAUCACUCCAAAUAACUUGCCCAAUCCCGAACCUUCUAUAUGUUUGCACAAAGGAAGAUACUACGAAGAAGGGGAUGUAGCAACGAUUGGGGAUAAUUGGUGUACUUAUUUGAUAUGCAAGAACAGAAAGAUGUUGAGUUUGAGUGAUUGUGAAGCAAAUGUAAACAAAACCAAGCAUUCUUCAAGGCAAUCAAAAGCUACGUCUGAAACUUACGAAAGCUCCUACGAAAGUACACACGAGUCCUUAAGAAGCACGAAAGUUAAGACCACAAAGACAUCGACCAUCAUUACAGGCAAUAAUAUAUCUACAAGUGCGUCCUCAAGGAAAAGUUUCAAAGCAACUCAUUCCAAUUUCAGGUUAUUAAAGAAGGAGUCACAACCAUCGAAAACUGAUGAACUGUCAAAAAAGAAAACAAUGAUCCGGCCCAGCUUGAAAGAAACGCCAAAUACACAAAUGGCACCCCUCAAAACAACUGAACAUAGUGGAAAAGUAUUUCUUAAGCUGAUAGCAACUCUUCCUCUCUUAAACACAACCCCAAAAGAAACGGUCUCGCCAUUACGCACAUCGAUAAAGAAUGACAUUAAAACUAAACACCCAAACACCGCUGCACACACUACAAAUGCUGGAAAAAGAACAACACCACCUGAAACGCAAAACUGUUUUUAUGAAGGCAAGCUAUAUCCACCGGGUGAUGUUACCAAGGGUGUCCUAAGGGACGGCCGCUGUUUUGGAGUAGUUUGUGACAUUUCUGGAGUAAUAAUUCAAUGGGUGACAGCUUUGUGUGAGGCAACAGAGCCUCCAACACCAGAGUUUCGAUCCAGUCUACCUGGGUGUAUAUAUCGUGAUAAAUAUUACCCUCCUGGAAUAGUGACUCGUGUACUUGAUGGAAGUAAUUGGUGUGUAAACGUUGUGUGCACAAACCAAGGUAAUAUUGUCACGAUGAACAGCAUCAACUGCUACAGAACAACGACAGUAAAAACCACAACUCCACCAACAAUGAAACCAAAAUCAUGUUUGUACAAUGGAAUGAUGUAUCCUGCAGGAGUAAUAACUCAAGGUAUCGACAAAACUGGGUGGUGUUAUAAAGUAGUUUGUGAAGAAACCGGACAUUUGUACAUGUGGGGGGACUGGAACUGUCCUUCGACAACCACAACCACACAACCACCAUUACCACGCAACCAAACUCAUGUGAUUACAACGGUAGAAAUUAUCCGGUGGGAGAAAUAACACGUGGGAAAGAUGAGUCGGGAUGGUGUUAUGGAGUGAAUUGCAGAGCUGACGGUCAAGUUGUAAUGUGGGGUAGCUUUAGAUGUACUAAACUGUAAAAUUGUGGUUUAGUUUUAAAUGUAGUAAAAUAUAAUAUGUCAAAUUGACACUAACAUAUAUGUAUACAUUUCUAUUUUUCGACGUUUGAUGUGUAUGCCAUUUUUCUAAUCUUUCUGAAAGAAAGAUAAUUGAUCUUUGACGAAUCAAUAUGAGAGUCAUCAAAUUUCAGAAAAAAUGAAAAAAAAACACCGAAGAGUUCGAGGAGAAAAAUGAAAAAAUCGCUGCAUAAAAAUGACGUCGCUAAUCAAAAAAAUUUCAAAGCCUUUCUAUAAACAUCAAUCUGAAAUAACACUUGUGAUGACUGUGUUACACCAGAGCGCAAUAAAUAUAUCAAAAAAACAUGCAUGAUCUACAAUACCUGCUAAAAAACUCAUGUAAAUAAAUUAAAGUAAUAUUGAAAAUGACUAA